Molecule: messenger RNA, 524 nt
Organism: Austrofundulus limnaeus
Lineage: Eukaryota; Metazoa; Chordata; Actinopteri; Cyprinodontiformes; Rivulidae
Product: sorting nexin-6
Exons: 2
Biological process (GO): retrograde transport, endosome to Golgi
Cellular component (GO): endosome
Source: RefSeq, a predicted model, not a curated record
UUUGAACGUCUGCUGGUUGUUUUACAGAAAAUCGAAGCUCGAGUUGCAGCUGAUGAAGACCUGAAGCUGGCUGAUCUUCUGAAGUAUUACCUGAGGGAGUCUCAGGCUGCCAAGGACCUUCUGUACCGGAGGAGCCGGGCUCUGGUGGACUACGAGAACGCUAACAAGGCUCUGGACAAGUCUCGGGCCAAAAACAGAGACGUUCUGCAGGCCGAGACCAGCCAGCAGCUCUGCUGCCACAAGUUCGAGAAGAUCUCUGAGUCCGCCAAGCAAGGUUGGUUCUGGGUGGUGUGCAGGACCACCAUGGAUCUGUGGUCCCCUCGUCUCAGAAACAUCUAGAAGUUUGAGCAGUGCUGAAAUUAAAAUUUAAUUAUUAAAACAAGUUUGAAAAGAACUGGAGACGAGAUUAAAGCUGGAAGAGAAAAUAAAUGAGAGGUGCGGCUGUGCAGGUAGAUGCUAACGGUAGCUAACUUUAACUGGAGCAGCUGUGCAGGUAGAUGCUAACGGUAGCUAACUUUAACUGG